UAAACGACCUUGAUGACUGGGAAUAUAUUCAGUUACUUACGUUACAGUGAGCAAAAUGGGAGAGAAGUCUGUGAAGAAAUUUCAUGGUCUCAAAAGAAAGUUAAAUGAUGGCUCUAAGCCGAAGGUGUCAACCAAAAAGCCCAAACUAUUACCGUCAAUUAGAUUAUCCGACCAGCCUCCUGCACGUAAGCCACAGUGGACAAAUAGAGAGCGUGUCCUCAUUAUGUCGUCGAGAGGCGUUUCCUACAUAGGCCGACAUUUGUUGAAAGAUCUAUUACACAUGAUGCCCCAUGGAAAGACAGAUUCGAAACUUGAUCACAAGAAAGGAAUAACGGUACUAAACGAACUAGCUGAAAUGAGCAACACUAAUAAGGUUAUUUAUUUCGAGGCUCGCAAGAAAAAAGACCUAUACUUGUGGCUUAGUUGUGUACCCAAUGGUCCAUCAGUUAAAUUUCUUGUUGAAAAUAUUCGUACUACUGCAGAAUUAAAGUUAACAGGAAAUUGUUUAAAAAGCAGUCGCCCUGUGCUUGCUUUCGAUCCGUCUUUCGAAGAGUCUGACAAACCUCACAUGAACUUGAUUCGUGAAUUGUUUAUACAAACUCUUGGUACUCCAAAUCAUCAUCCACGUUCUCAGCCAUAUAUAGACAAGACAUUUACGUUUGUUAACUUCAAUGAUCGUAUAUGGUUUAGAGUUUAUCAGAUUGCUGAGGAGAGUGGAGCACUAGUCGAAGUUGGUCCACGCUUUUCACUAAAUCCAAUACGUAUAUUUUCUGGAAGCUUUUGUGGUGCAGUACUGUAUUCUAAUCCAAAAUACAUUUCUCCUAAUUUAAUUCGAAGUACUCUAUUGUCUAGUAAACAAGGCAAAUACAUAGAACGUACACAUAAUAAAACGGAAACACGGAAGCGUAAAAAAGGAAUAAAAGAAAUUCAUAUAGUUGAUGAAUUAGAUGAAAUAUUUGAAUAAAAUUGUUAUUCUAUUUCUA
Schistosoma bovis is the source of this 983-nucleotide messenger RNA. The record is from the annotation of a GenBank genome assembly. Lineage: Eukaryota; Metazoa; Platyhelminthes; Trematoda; Strigeidida; Schistosomatidae.